Procambarus clarkii (red swamp crayfish) is the source of this 3572-nucleotide messenger RNA. Lineage: Eukaryota; Metazoa; Arthropoda; Malacostraca; Decapoda; Cambaridae. The record is from RefSeq and is a predicted model, not a curated record.
GUAGCACAAGUGCCAGUUUGGAUUGUGUAGUGAGAGGGGUGACACGCGCCUCGCUGAAGGCUCUCUGAGGGAUACGCUCAAGAGGGCUGGUGGAGAAGUGUUGUGGGUGGAGGGAAGUAGAGUGUAGGCUGCGGCAGGAGGCUACAGUCGACACCACCAACACCUCACCCAGAAAACCACGUAAAACUGCACAAAAAAAAUAACGAAACUACGGCUUAAACCGAAUCGACUCACGACUUAUCGAAACGCACUGACACGAGGCAACCGAGGAAGAGCGGUGGCCAUACUGGCCGAUCAAAACCACUAUCAGUUCACCAGGCUUCCCCAUGCUCAUCAGGCUUCCACGUGGUAACCCGCAUUUUCCGGGAUAAUCAGGCUAUCCCACUCGGCUUGUAUGUGAUUCAAAGUUUUGACUAUAUACCUGGCUUCAAGAGGACGUGAAAACCAGGUUAUCACCAAACCAAUCAUCCACGUGUUCAAGCUUUCACGCGGCAAUCACAUUACAAGUGCUUACCAGACAGGACAUCAGAUUUCCAGGACUCACGUGGCCUGUCAUUAAGACUCGCGGCUCCACGUGGCACAUUAUAAACGUUCCUGGCUCCCGUGGACCACUACAAAGGCUCCUGCUCUACGUUGCUACUGACAGAGGCUCCCGGCUUUUCCUCGGUCCGUCAUAAAGGCUCCAAGUUUCACGUGGCCAAUUGGACAUCACAAAGUCUUCUGGCUCCACGUGGCGCGUCAUUAAGACUCUUGGCUCCACGUGGUGCGUCAUAUAGGCUCCUGAAUCAAGGUGUUGCGUCAUAAAGGCUCCUGAAUCAAGGUGUUGCGUCAUAAAGGCUCCUGAAUCAAGGUGUUGCGUCAUAAAGGCUCCUGAAUCAAGGUGUUGCGUCAUAAAGGCUCCUGAAUCAAGGUGGUGCUUCAUAAAGGCUCCGGACAACGUAGUGCAUCAUAAAGGCUCCUGACCACGUGGUGUGCAAUAAAGGCUCCUGCUUCACUUUGUGCGUCAUAAAGGCCCCCCCCCGCCCUAGCUUCACUUUGUGCGUCAUAAAGGCCCCCCCCCCCGCCCUAGCUUCACUUUGUGCGUCAUAAAAGCUCCCAGAAUCUACACGCCGCGUCAUUAAGGCUCAAACGUCCUCCGAGUCACCUUUCUCUCACAAAAGGAAUUUGCUUCCGGAUCAGAAAGCACCUCAGAGCAGGUGACGUGCUGGGUGUUGCGGGUUCUGACACUAAUCAGUGGGCAGUUGACACUGACCAAGAUGUCUGGCCGUGGUCGUGAGGGGGGCGAGGACCCUGACCCCCCAAAAGGACCCCCUGGCGGCGGGGGCCCCACCAUCAACGGAUCCAUCGAAGCCAUGCUGACUCCUGAACUUCUCUUCCGCAUGAACAAGAAAAUCGCCCAGCUCACCAAGGUGGUGUAUGGCCUGAACACCCGCGGGGAGGAGCUGGAGGCGCAGCUGGCCACCCUCAAGGAGUCAGAGGACAGUCUGAGGACGGGCAACACUGAACUACAACACCGCCUCAACCACUACAAGUCUAAGUACGAGGCGGAGCUGGGGAGACUGCGCGAGAUGGAGGCGGAGGCCGGCCAGGCCCACUACUGGAAGCUGGAGUGUGAUAAUCUUAAGAGACGGCUGGAGCUGGAGGGGGGUAUGUUGGUGGGCUCGGACGUGCGUGCUGCCGUAGCGGCAGCCAGAGACGACACCGAACGAGCCCUCAGGAGGGAGAAGGCGCUCUCAUACGAGCUGGAGCAGGCGCGUCAGGCCAUCACCAACCUCAAGGGGCACCAUGACUUCAUCAUGAGGGAGCGGGACGCCCAACUGACUAUGGAGAGAGAGAAGCUGGAACUGGAGUGGCAGACCCGGAUGGCUGAGCUGGAGAACAGGUACAAGGGCCAGGUGCGGCGGGCGACGGACGAGCUGGAGGUGGUGACGGCCGAGUGUGAGAUCCUCAGACGACGAGUGACAGACUCCGGCGACGGCGAGGUGGCCCUCAAGGACCAGAUGGUGGCCCUCGAGCGUGACCACGACCGACAGAGGCGAGAGUGGGAGAUGAAGGUGAAGCUGAAGGAGCAGGAGGCGAGGGAUAACGCCCUGCGCUUCAGCCAGGAGAGGAGAGACUAUGAAGUGAGGAUCCGAUCCCUUCACGAGGAGAGGAGAAUAUCUGAGGAGGAUAGUGAGGACCGUCUCAGGUGCGCCAGGAGGGAGAUGGAGAGCCAGCUGAAGGACGAGGCAGCCAAGGUGGAGGCACUUGAGCGUCAUCUGGAGGACAAGGAGGAGGAGUUCGAGGCUCGACUCAAGGCCAAGGUGGUGGAGUGGAAGAGCCAGUGGGACUCCGUCGAGGAGGGCCUCAGGAGUGAGAUCAGGAAGCUCAAGAAUGAGAACGAUAAUCAGAAGAGCGAAGUGGCCGUCGCCCGGAGCAGGAUGGAGCGCUCGAGCAUCGAGUACGAAAUGCGGGUCCAGGAGCUGGAGGAGCAGCUGCAGCAGAAGACCGCCGAUCUGGACAACAAGACUCGAACCCUGAAGAUGAGACUGAGUUCGGUGGAGAGCGCCAACAAGCAACAGGGUCAGGAGAAGAACGAAGCCGAGAGACUGAUGCGGGAAGAGAGAGAGAAGUUGAGGCAGCUCUCAAGAGACUUCGAACUCCUCCAGAGGAUGAAAGGAGACCUCGAACUGCGCGUGAAGCAGCUGACGAGCGCUGAGCGCAGCCUGCAGGAGGAGAUCAUGACCCUGAGCGUGGAGAACGAGGAGGCCAAGGCGGAGGCCCAGGAGGCGCAGCAGAAGUUGAAGAACAGGGAGAAGGAAUGGGCGGGAAAGUUUGAACUGGAGGCCAAGAUGGCGGAGAGCAGAGCCAAGCAGAGACUGGAGAAGACCUGGCUGGAGAAGCUCAAGAGAAGUGAGGAGUCUGCGGCGCAAGAUAUGGAGAAGGUGAAGGAGGUCCACAGGAGGACUGAGGCCGACCUCAAGAAGGAACUGGGCCUGGCCAAGCGGGGCCACGAGGACGCUGCCAGACUCAACGACGAGUUCAAGAAGAAGGUCCGGGCGCUGCGGGUAGCGGAGACGGAGGCCACUCACAAGAUCAGUCUCCUGGAGGACAAGCUCGAGGAGCUACGUCGUCGGACCUCCACGACCUCCACGACGUCGGACGACGCCUCUCAGAAUGAGCUGGCGGCGCAGGAGGAGCGGUACCAGAAGCAGGUGGACGGACUCACCAUCACCCUGGCGGAGAAGCAGCAGGAGGUGGCCGCCCUCACUAGUACCAUAGAGAGCCUCAAGGCCGCCCAAGAGACACCUCACGACUCUGAAGAGCUGCGGGAGAAACUGGCUCUCCUCCAGCAAGAUGUUCGGGAUAGAGCAGCCCAUGUCGACUGGGAUAAAUCUCAUGAGUGUCCAGAGUGUGGGAAGAAAUUCAGUCGACUUGCACAUGUGAAGAGACAUAUGAUGGUUCACAGUUACCACAAGUCAAGCCUGACCCCAGGCAAAGCUUGGGAAGCAGAAGAACUCCCAGAACCCACUUCAGGAAUACUCCAGAUAAUACGUCACAUAUUAGUGGAUCCUGGUGAUAAACCUCAGUAG